ACGAACGUCCCGCCGCCACGACCCGUCACGUCCUCCCUGCGCGCUGGAGGCGGAGCCUGCGCAGCGCGAUCCUUGAACGCGUCGGGUUGCCACGCGGGUUCGAGCCAUGGCUGACAGCUGCCGGAUGCCUCAGGCGCGGGCGCUUCUGCAGCAGUGCCUGCACGCCAGGCUGCAAGUACGCCCAGCCGAGGGCGACGCCGAGAGCCAGUGGGUGGAGGUUCAGAGAGGAUUAGUAAUCUAUGUGUGUUUUUUCAAGGGAGCUAAUAAAGAACUUCUUCCCAAAAUGGUUAAUACACUAUUAAACGUGAAGUUAAGUGAAGCAGAAAAUGGCAAGCACGUGUCUAUAUUGGAUCUACCUGGCAAUGUUCUUAUCAUCCCUCAAGCCACCCUUGGGGGGAGAGUAAAAGGAAGAAAUAUGCAGUAUCACUCUAACUCUGGAAAAGAAGAAGGCUUAGAACUUUAUUCCCAAUUUGUGACUCUAUGUGAAAAAGAAUUAGCUGCCAAUAGCAAGUGUGCUGAAGCCGGGGUUGUAGUGGAACAUGGUACUUAUGGGAACAGGCAAGUGUUAAAGCUGGACACCAAUGGACCAUACACACACCUAAUUGAGUUUUGAAAAAUUAAAAGUUAGUUUCUCAGUUGUUUUCUGGUAUAAAAUGAUCUCAACAAAAUUAGAUGUUCUUCCUCUUCUUGAAUACACUAAUCUGCGGCAUUUUUAGACAAGAAAAUCCUGGAUCCCAUCCAUCCCUCUGCAACCUGCUAAUUGGAUGACCUUGCCUUGCCAAAUCACCAAACUCUGGGUCUCCGUCACCUUUCAUUCUGCUCUCCCCUACACUUCCACUUGAAAACUUGAAAAAUACUUUCUAUUCACUUGAUAGUCAUUGUGGAAAUGUUCUAAGAGAGCUGUAUUUUAAGUAUUUUGCAUGAACAGUUUUGUGCAAUCAAGGAAAAUAAUUCUUAGACCCUCAAACGUAUGAAGCAUGUAAUAAAAAUAACUAUUUGUAUUAAAAUUAGGUAAAAUCCCACACAAACUGAUUAUAGUUUUGUCAGUUUUGUUUUACUAUUUCAGUUUUCCAUAUUUUGAAUGAAAACAAUGUGAUUUAAAAAAAUGCGAUUUACUAUUCCUUUUAAUAGUAUCUGUGAAAAUGUAAUGUAGAAAUGUUAUUGUGCAUUAUAUUUACUUUCCAAGGACAUCCAAGUGCUUUAAAUCAUUUUAAGAAUCUUUAGUUGAUACAAGAACAAGGUAUGAGAAUUAAAAAUUGUUUUCCUUUAAUAUGCCAAUUGGUUAAUUAAUACUCUGUUUCUCAGUUUUUUCCCAAAUGAUGUAUGUCUCAUUUUCUGUCUUUGGUUUUUAAAAGUUACUGCUUUGUGAAAUUAAUGUUCAUAAGCUUUUUAGAAAGUCCUUUCUUACUUAAUGAGAUUACUAUAAAAAAGAAAAGGGGGAGCUUUCUACAGGAAUUACUUGGAAACAAGCUGACUUGUUCUUUUCUAUGUUAUUUCCCUGCUGAUUGCAAGCUAGUGUUUUUUUUUGUGAGUUAAUGUUUGUGCCCUGCCCCUGUUCAUAUGUUGAAGUCCCCCAACUUGAUGGUAUUUGGAGAUGGGGUUUUGGGAGGUAAUUAGAGUUAAUGAGAUCAUAAGUGUGGGUCCCUCAUGAUGAGAUUAGAGUCUUCAAAAGAAGAGUCACCAAAGAGCUUGUUUGCUCUCUCCACUCCACCACAUGAGGAUGCAGUGAGAAGGGCGCUACCUGCAUACUAGCAAGAGAACCCUUAUCAAAAAUUGACCAUGUUGACACCUUGAUCUUGAACUUGUAGCCUCCAGAACUGUGGGAAAAUAAAUUUCUGUUGUUCAAACCACUCAGUCUAUGGUAUUUUGUUAGAACAGCAUGAGCUGAUGAAAAUGGUGAUACAUGAUAGAUAGCUAAUAAGGUAGAUUUUUUUUACAGUCAAGAGAGGAAGAUAUAUAAGAAAUUGAAAGAAUAUGUGAAUCAAUAAAAUAAUACUCACUUUUUGCAAA
Molecule: messenger RNA, 2010 nt
Organism: Canis lupus familiaris (dog)
Lineage: Eukaryota; Metazoa; Chordata; Mammalia; Carnivora; Canidae
Gene: DTD2
Product: D-aminoacyl-tRNA deacylase 2
Exons: 3
Coding region: 107-613 (168 amino acids)
Biological process (GO): tRNA metabolic process
Cellular component (GO): cytoplasm
Molecular function (GO): D-tyrosyl-tRNA(Tyr) deacylase activity
Source: RefSeq, a predicted model, not a curated record